UAUCCCCCUUCAACCUGGAAUUUCGCCGACAGGCUCAGAAGACGAUGGAAUGCUGUCAUUCAAAUGGCCAAAGAGUUGACCUUUAAGCUAGGUCCUUUGAAAGCCAGCUUUGCUGGUAGCAUUGUUAAUGAAGUGAAAGCUUUUCGUCUGCGUGUACGUAAAUUUGUUGAUCGCUACCGCACUUCUGGACCAGGAACUAUCAGUGAUGAUUUGGAGAUGGGAUAUCAGAUGCUUUUAGAGUUUAUAGACGAAGGCGAGAAACUCGAGGCCUGCCGCUUGGAUUUGCUGAGUAGUGAACGCCUCUUAGACCUACCAAUCUCCUCGUACCCCGACUUAAAAGAUAUCAGGCAGGAGGCGCAUAAGUUGAAGCCGAUCUACGAUCUUUAUCAAGAUCAUGAGAGUACAAGGCAAGAGUGGGCAUGCAUUCUCUGGAGGGAUGUUAAAGUCCAAGAAAUUAUGAAUGUCACGGAAGAUCAUAUGGAGAAGUUUAAAGCCCAAUCUCGCAAGAUGCGCAAGCUGCCAUGCGCUCGUACACUCUACAACAGGCUAAAGAAUUUCCAGGAGUCACUUACUCUCAUCAACUAUUUGAAAGACGAAGCACUUAGACCAAGGCAUUGGCAACAACUAAUGGAGAAGGCAGGAAUCAGUUUUGACAUUGAUCCAAGUACUUUUACUCUCGAAGGUGUCUUCGCUAUGGAGCUACAUCAUUUCAGCGAUGUAAUCGCGCAAAUAGUAGAUUCCACCAAAAGACGACGACGGAUUCCUCUUGACCAGCUGUCAAUUGGCUUUACUGGAAAAUUCAUGCUGACGCUGUUUCAGAGGUAA
Messenger RNA from Protopolystoma xenopodis, 825 nucleotides. The record is from the annotation of a GenBank genome assembly. NCBI's taxonomy places the organism in Eukaryota, Metazoa, Platyhelminthes, Monogenea, Polystomatidea, Polystomatidae.